Molecule: messenger RNA, 1470 nt
Organism: Meloidogyne enterolobii
Lineage: Eukaryota; Metazoa; Nematoda; Chromadorea; Rhabditida; Meloidogynidae
Source: the annotation of a GenBank genome assembly
AUGCUGGUCCGCUGCCUUCUUCCAAUGCAACUAGACACCGGCACUGGAACAAGGAAGUCGUCAACGCUGUGCUCCUUGCUGCUGCUCGUCAUCGCAACAUUCUUCGUGCUUGAAGUACCCGGACAGUCCAACAAUGACGGAAGCGUCGGAGUCGCCAAUCACAAAUUGAUUAACAAUAAGGUUACUCUCGUCAACUACACCAUCGAGGCUAACGAGGCAAACUUCAACUCCGAUGAGUACAGGAAGCGCUUCCCGAAUGCAUGUGAUGUUAAGAUCGACAGCAAAACCAUUGAAGUUCGGUACGACUACAACAGCACGGGAUGCAAUGUGGACUUGCUCAGCAAGAACAAAGGCUACAACAACAAGAUCAAGUUCACAGCUGGAGUGAGGAACAAAAGAAUGGGGCUCAAAUGUCUUGAUGUUGGUGGCAGUGUACAGCAUAGCUUUAACAAUAUUAUGCCGUUCGUCUACAGCCAAAACAAUGAGGUCAUCCAAGAGCUCAGCAAAGGUUCAACGAAGUUCAACGGAAAUCCCAACGGAGGAUGCAAAAGUGGAUGCGGAGGAAAGUGCUUGCAGUGGACGCCUCUCGAAAUCUCAUGGAGCAAAAAAGGUGCUGAUGUUUAUGCUUACACACGUUUAGUUGGCGAUGCUGAGCCGGGCAUAAAGCAGUCUAGAAGGCUUAUAAAAGAUGAAUAUAUACUCGUUUUCAACAUGACGUUAAAGAGCGCAAGUGAAUUCACGAUGGAGUUUGACGGACAGAAGACAUUCAAUAAUCAUGUGGAUAUUGCUUGCGUUUUAGGGGGCAAGCCCAUUGCUGAACCGAAAACAUGGACCAUCACAGACAAGGAUCUGAAAGGCGAAUAUCUCGUCUUCAGCCUGCUUCCAUUGAAUGCGUCUGUUGUAUUUGAUGGUGAAAACCUCGCGGGUAAACCACCACCCGGGCCGCAUUGUGAUCUCUUCAUCCAAUUUGACAGAACAUACUACGAACUGCUGUUUGUCUCUCCUCCGCCACAGACAACGACGACAACUACACCGACAUCAAACAUCUGUCCGACUGAACCAGCGGCUACAACGUGUGCUCCUUGUCCUUUGAAUCCAGUUCAGUCUCCAACUCCAGAGACUUCAACAUCUGCGGUCAAAAACAUCUCAUCACCAUCGACAAAGUAUCCAGCGGACAGCAAGUAUCCGGAGGAAUCCAAAGGAUGGCUGUUUUAUCUGAUUUUGGUUGCCGCUAUUAUUGAAGGCUUAAUCAUCAUUGGAAUCUUGGCAUGGUUCGCACGGUCCUGGAAGAAGAGAAAACACAGUUGCGAAAAAGAAUGUAUGACCUGUACCAAGUAUGAGCAGUACCUGUAUGGUGUGUACUCAGCUGAACCACAAGUUGGGGAGAAGAUCAAGACAUUUGCGGCAUGGAAGGAAGAAGUAAAAAAAGUUGGACGAUUUGGGGUCACUAUUCAAUUGCGUUCCGAUUGA